Messenger RNA from Archocentrus centrarchus (flier cichlid), 2302 nucleotides. Its product is annotated as GTPase IMAP family member 7-like. Lineage: Eukaryota; Metazoa; Chordata; Actinopteri; Cichliformes; Cichlidae. The transcript is spliced from 2 exons. The record is from RefSeq and is a predicted model, not a curated record. Gene Ontology annotation, molecular function: GTP binding. Bases 283 to 1191 code for a protein of 302 amino acids.
UUUUAGCAUGAAACAUGUUUAUUCAGUGGAUUCUUGUGGAGCUGCAGUACAGAGAUGAACAUAAUAUGAACAUCACAGACUUUGAAAAACUCUUGAAGCUCUUCAACAAGGAUGAUAAAUUUGCAAGAAAAGUGUCGUGUUCCCCAUUUCACUGCAGUCAAAACAAAAGUGAAACAUAACUCGUCAAACAAGUUGUGACGCAGAGAGCACAAAGAGCAGCAGAGAAUCAAAGUGCGACACAAAACCUGCCAUUAAACUGAAUAAUCUGCACUUCUUUUCAUCAUGGAUGGGUCAAAUGAAAGAAGGAUUGUCCUGCUGGGAAAAACAGGCUCUGGGAAGAGCAGCCUGGGAAACACCAUACUGGGAGACAGCCUGCUGAAGGUGAAACUGUCUCCAGAGUCCGAAACAAGUGAAUGUCAAACAGAAACCAAAACUGUUGGUGGCGUACGCACCACUGUGGUUGACACUCCUGGCUUCUUUGAUACAAACAUGUCUGAAGAGGAGCUGAAGCUUGAGGUAGUGAAAUGUAUUAAAGAGUGUGCUCCAGGGCCUCAUGCUUUUCUCAUCGUGCUCCAGUUGGGAAGAUACUCAGAUCAGGAGAAAGAGGUCAUCAAGAAAAUGCUUGAAUGUUUCUCAGAGGAAGCUCUGAAGCACGCUGUGAUUGUCUUCACACAUGGUGAUGACCUCCCUGAAGGAAUGAAAAUCAAGGAUUUUGUUUGUAAAAGUAAAGAUCUGAGUGAUCUGGUGAAGCAGUGUGGUGGCCGGUGUCAUGUUUUUGAUAAUAAACGCUGGAACAACACCAAUCACGGUGACUACAGGAGUAACCAGUUCCAAGUGAAGCAGCUUCUCAAGGCUGUCGAUGAGAUCAAAAACAGCAGAGGCUGCUACACCAAUGAAAUGCUUCAGGCAGUGAAGAAAAAUCAGUGGAACAUUGAAAUGCUUCUGAAAAUUUUAGCUGGUUGCACUGUAGGAGCAGUGCUGGGAGCACUCUUUGGUGCCAAUAAAUCAGUUUGGAGUGCAGUCAUUGGAGGAAUAGCUGGAGGUGGUGUUGGUGGUGCUGUUGGAUACAGUUCAUCAACAGUACUGGAAGCUGUGACGAAUACCAUUGACACUGGAAUGAAAUUAAUAACAACCAUUGAAACUUUUGACAGUGGAACCUCAAAGAAGGGUUCACCCAGAAAAGAUGAGUAAUUCUGGAUAGGUUGAAUUAUUUGUCUGUAAUCUCUGGUGUGUAAAUGAAGGAAAGGUUUGGAUUUAGAAAGGAAUGGUGGUCAGCGCUACACAAAGAUUUAUCCUCUUCAUCAGAUAAAGCUGUCAAUCACAAUCCACUCAUCCCAGCUGGGCCAGGAUCUGUAUGAUAUGUAUUUUACCAAAUGUUUAUCAGUUCUCUUUCUCAAUUUGAGUUUGAUAUGUUUGAUUUUCAAACUGCCAAAACCGACAUCAGAAAUCACACUUUAACUGAAACCAGUUUAUUUUGCUUGUAUGUUGUACAUCCACUAAAGUCAGGCUCAUGAUGGAGAAGAAUUUCACCACUUGUAUCGUUGCUGUCACUUUCUUUAAAGUUGAGUUAGUGAACGAGUUGCAGAUUUAAACCCUCUUUGCUGUAAGUUGGUGGUUUCACGGCUGUUUUCUUUACUUGUUUGACACAGUCUAAAUCAGUUCUGGCUCUUAUUAACUGUUUGAGUGUUUCUCUUUUUUUCUUUCUGUUGUCAAUAAUAGAUUUUGGCUCUCAGCCUGCUGCACUGACAAUCUCUUACUGUAAUGAUCUUAGUGUCUGUAUGGAGCCUAUCUCCUGGGCGGGCCAGUCUAAAUGAACAUUUGCACAAACAUCGUCACACAUACAGUGAUUAUUACCAUCUAUCUGUUUUAUUAGAAAUCCCAAUUAUUUUGAUUUUCAUAUAUAUUAUGCCCCGUUGAUGUUCAUGUGUGUCCUUAAUAUUACACACAUUUAGCACGUAGUGCUGCUGUAUUGUGAACAGUAGGUUGUUGAAUAUUUUUCUUUAAAAUGUAUCUUUUGUCGAGUUUUCAUUACACAAUAGUCACUUUUGCGCCUUGAAUCUUGCACCUGAUUAGAUAUGAUAACUAAAACUAACUGAAUUAGAGGGAAGAAGUAAAAACUAACUAAAACUAAACUAUAAUGUAAAAUCCAAAACUAUUAUGACCCUGGUAAUCACUUAAGAUUUUCCUAUGUCGUGUGUGUUGCGCUUCUUUAUCUUGUAUCUAAACAUGUUACAACCUUUUGCUGUUUAGCAUUAGACCAAGCAUAGAAUUUGUACUGUUUACCUCUGUGUGUGUGUGUGUG